Molecule: messenger RNA, 3314 nt
Organism: Malurus melanocephalus (red-backed fairy wren)
Lineage: Eukaryota; Metazoa; Chordata; Aves; Passeriformes; Maluridae
Gene: GEMIN4
Product: gem nuclear organelle associated protein 4
Exons: 1
Coding region: 3-3236 (1077 amino acids)
Biological process (GO): rRNA processing; spliceosomal snRNP assembly
Cellular component (GO): SMN complex
Source: RefSeq, a predicted model, not a curated record
CCAUGGAGGCGGGCGAGCGCGGAGCCGCCAUCCCGGGAUGUCCCGCGGGGCCSUGGGCCGUGGGCGAGGAGACGGCGAUCCUGCACGGCGGAUUCCUGCUGGCCGCCCGCCUGCUGCAGCCGCGGCCGCUGCGGGAGCUGCGCAAAGCCGACUGGCCCCGCGCCGGGGUGCCCAUCACCGACGCGCUGCGGGAGAUCGGCGAGCGCUGCCCCUCGCCGCGGGRCCACGGGCUCUGGAAGAAGGAGGCCGUGGCCAUCGUGUGGGCGAAAAUCCUGCUGCCGGCCCCCCCCGCCGCCUCGCUGGAGUGGGGAUGGAAGGAUGACGGGUUCUUCUCGGUGGGCGCGAUGAUCCCCGAUGUGAACCACACCGCKCUCUUCGAGCUGGUGAAGGCGCUGCGGGCGCCGCGGCUCUUCGUGCAGCUGCUGCUGGCGCUGCCUCCCGAUGUGUGCCGGGGGCAGCUGGAGAGCUUGGUGGAGUACAUCUCCAGCGAGACAUCCCCGUCGGACAUCAGGUUCUUCCUGGACGUGUGGUGGGAGGUGAUGAARCACAAGGAGGGACAGGAGGACGCGAUGGUGUCCGCGUUCGGCGCGCUCAUCCAUCAGCACGGCGGUGAGUCCUGCCUGGAGGAUGGUCUGCAGCCCCCCAAGAGGUUCAAGGGUGACCCCGGGAACCCCCCGGCUGCCAGCGGGCUGUCCAUGGUGCUGCUGGAGGGGUUGGAGCACACCCGCGGCAGCAUCGCCCAGCCCCGSCUCCGCUGCUACGCCCUGGCCAACCUGGCCGAGCUGCUGCGCCUGAGCGCUGGGCUGGGGAGCGGGGACAGCCCCCUGCCCAUCACAGAGUACCUGGGCAAGCUCGGUGCCGUGGUCAGCCUGUGGUGCAGUGACACUGACAGCCMGUACCACCCCUGUGAGCUGGGAGAGAAGGUCAGGGAGGCAGAGAGGAGCCUGAGCCUCCUGCCCGUGACCAAACUGUCUCGUGAGGAGCUCUCUGUUGGCUUGRACUUGCUGCUCAGCUUGCUGCAGGCCUGGGGAGAGGAGCUGCAGGACACUCUGAAGGGCUCUGAGGAGCUCUGCUAYGAGAGCUAUCGGCUCCUGGACACUCUGACCGCCCUUGGGAAGAGCCUGGAUUGCCUCUCACAGACCGGGGACCUGGGGGAGGGUGAGACACAGGCAGUGUCAGAGCUGGCACAGCUCACCAAGGACUUUCUSAGGGACACCAGCGCUGUCCUGGAGGGUUUGGACACCAGCUUGGUGUCUUCAGUUGCCAUGGCAAUCAUUGCACAGAGGCUGGAGCGCCAUGUGGACACGUGCUCUGUGUUUGCAUCUGAAAGGACCUGGGCCUUUUCAAAGGCCUGGGUCGAGUGCCUUGUUGAAAACAAAGCUCUGUUCCAGAAACCUGAGCUGGUUUUGGAGCUGCUGGAGACGCUGGUGAGCUUUGCCAYGUCCUGCCAAGACAAGGAGGCCCGAGAGCUGCAGAUGGAAGUGAGCAAAGCCAUCGUGGAGUGCUACRCUGAGCUUUCACUGCCUGACAAAAACAAAGUGAUCUCAGGUGUCCUGGCAUCCUGGGGUGGCCAGGGCCUGUCCCAGAACUUGCAGGUUGUCAGGGAGGGCUUCCAGGAGGACCUGAAUGUGACUCUCAACCAGAUCACYAAGAGUGUGUCUGAUGAAGGGCUGAGCAGGGCUGUGGCUGCUGUGGCCAGGCUCACGCUGCUCUACCCCGAGGCCACGGUGAAGCAGGUUUGUCACCUUGCUGUGGUCAACCUCGGAGCACACCAGUUCCUCRGCCAAAUCCUCUGCUCCUUCCCAGCACUGAGCUCCCUGGAGAGCCACGAGGAUCCAGGCAGGCCAYGCAGCCUGGUGGUGAGGUGUCUGGAGGAGGCGGUGUGGGGGAAGCUUUCCACUGCGAGGGAAGAGGAGCAGUUCCUUCAGUUCCUGACCUUUCUGAUGCAGCCACCCUCAGCCACCCCUCUUUUAACACCUGCAGAAGUGACCAAAGCCUUUGUCCUUCCCUGUUUGAGGUCAGACUCUCCUCAGAUUGAGCUGAGCCUGCAGAUCCUCAGCAAGGUUUUGGSAAUACCGUGCUGUUCAGAGGAGCACUGGAUCAAAUCCUGCCACCCUUUCCCACUCAUCCUCAGCCUCUGCAAACUUCUGGAUGGUUACACCAAGUUCUGGCAUCAACCUAAGGAGCAGCUUUACCCUUCCCUGGAGACCAAAGACCUGAUUCUGAACAUUCUCUGCCAGCUGUGCGAGGUGCUGGGGCCAGAGAGCGUCCCCUCUCCGGAGCUGUGGGUGCAGUCGCUGGCCUGGCUGCACAGGAAGGUGGCAUCGCUGGACUGGACYGUGGGGCUCCGUCUGAAGAAGCUUUUCGGGGACCACUUCAAGAACGAGGUGCCGGCCACGCUGUUCGAGGUGUGCAGGCUCCCUGAGGACGAGUGGACGUCGCAGUCCCUGCCAGCCUACGGGCCGGGCAGCGGGCUGCUGGCGUGGAUGGAGUGCUGCUGCGUGUCCCCRGCGCUCAGGGACACCAUGCUGGAGCUGCUCGCCGUCGACGUGGACAACCCCGAGGAGGUGAAYCUCUUCAGCAAAGGCUUCCUGGUGGCCCUGGUGCAGGUGCUGCCGUGGUGCAGCCAGGCCGAGUGGGGGAGGCUGACGGCCGUGGCGGAGCAGCUGCUGCAGAGGGAGGUGCUGCACGUCCCCUACACSCUGGAGUACGUGCAGCACCUGCCCCUGCUCAACCUGCGCCCCUUGGCCCGCCAYCUGCAGCUCUCCGUGCUCUUCCUGCGGGGCUUCCAGCUGCUCUGCAGCUCCAGCUGCUCCACCUGGCUGCCUCCCCACGCUUGGCUCCACGURGUGCAGCUCUACUGCUCCAGCCUGACCGCCCUGCUGGCCUCCGCCAAGGCYGCGGUGGGGUCCCCGUCCCAGCCCAAUGAGGGUGGCACCUUCGUGCAGGAGGUGUCCUUCGUGUGCAUCCAGGUGCUGUGUCACCUGCUGCACGUGGCUGCCAUGCUGCCCGGCGGGGGCUGCGGGGAGCCAUUGCUGGUGGUGGCCCUGGAGGUGCUGUCGCAGUACGAGGCGUUCAGCGGGGCCGACGCGUCCCCGUGCGCGGCGCUGCGCAGGGCCAACGACAGACACUUCCUAGAGGCCAUCACAGACAGCGUGGGGGACGAGGAGCUGCGGGGAACCCUCCUGCAGAAGCUCAGCAAGCUGGGAGCACACUCAGCAGGGGARCAAGCUUGAGGAGCUGGAGAGGAGAGCACAGAUCCCUGAUCUGGACUUUGUGAGAUUUGUAAUAAACCCUUAUUUUUCACUUUUGCA